Messenger RNA from Struthio camelus australis, 429 nucleotides. The record is from RefSeq and is a predicted model, not a curated record. Lineage: Eukaryota; Metazoa; Chordata; Aves; Struthioniformes; Struthionidae.
GUCUGCAGUGCAGUGGAGUUAGCUGAGCUCCCUAUAUGGCUGUGGAUUAGCUAUAUGCUAAUACUGAUAGGAGAAGAGAAGCUGUACCCAGUGCAGUGAGCUGCUGGUGGAGGCAAUCGGAGUCUUAGCAGAGCUGACUCCUCAAGAGCCAUGGCUGAAGGGGGUGAAGGAGGGGAAGAUGAAAUACAGUUCCUACGAACUGAUGACGAAGUAGUACUUCAGUGCGUUGCCAGUAUUCAAAAAGAACAACGAAAGUUCUGCUUGGCAGCUGAGGGACUUGGGAAUCGCUUGUGCUUUUUGGAACCAACAUCAGAAGCUAAAUAUGUUCCUCCAGACCUUUGCAUUUGUAAUUUUGUACUUGAACAGUCCCUCUCUGUCAGAGCCCUACAAGAAAUGCUGGCCAACACAGGGGAUAAUGCUAGUGAAGGG